ACGUGUCACAAGAGAACACUUAGACUUAGGUGGGGCUUAUCUAUUAGUAAUACAAAAGUGGGGCCACUCUUGUUCGACUUUCGAGGUUCAAUCUUCAUUCCAUCAAUCUUCUUCUUUCUUCUACCUAUGCUCUGCUACGACUUUUAAUACCUUAACCAAAUCGAAGCUCCCUCGAAAUCAAUGGAGAUCAAACCUGGUUUAUCCGCUCUCGUCACUGGCGGCGCCUCCGGCAUCGGUCGAGCUCUCUGCUUGGCUCUUGCAGAGAAAGGUGUUUUUGUAACCGUUGUUGAUUUCUCUGAGGAGAAAGGGAAAGAGACGACUUCUCUUGUUCAAAAGGCCAAUGCUCCAUUCCAUCCCGGUUUAAACUCUCCCUCUGCUAUCUUUGUCAAAUGUGAUGUCACUAAUAGAGGAGAUCUCAUUGCUGCUUUUGACAAGCACUUGGCAACAUUUGGAACACUGGACAUCUGCAUAAACAAUGCUGGGAUUGCUAAUCCUGCAAGAUUUGAUAAAGAUGACAGUGAUGGAUCUAGAUCAUGGAGACACACUAUAAAUGUGGAUCUGGUUGCUGUAGUUGAAUCCACACAACUUGCAAUCAAAGCUAUGAAAGGCAAACAAAAGCCUGGAGUUAUCAUUAACAUGGGCUCAGCUGCUGGUCUUUAUCCAAUGUCCUUUGAUCCUAUCUACUCUGCUGCCAAAGGCGGUGUUGUAUUAUUUACUAGAUCAUUAGCACAUUUGAAGCGUCAAGGGGUCCGAAUCAAUGUGCUUUGCCCUGAAUUUAUCCAGACGGACUUAGCUGAAGCUAUUGGUGCUUCCUUCCUUCAGGCAAUAGGCGGUUACAUGCCCAUGGACAUGCUUAUUAAAGGUGCUUUUGAGCUUAUAACCGACGAGAGUAAAGCCGGUGCAUGUUUAUGGAUUAGCAACCGCAGGGGCUUGGAGUAUUGGCCGACUCCAAUGGAACAGGCAAAGUACUUGGUUGGUUCAGGUUCCCGCAAAAAAACUUCCUUUAAAGUAACUUCAACAAUUGAAAUUCCCCAAAGCUUCGAGAAGAUAAUUGUUCACGCCUUGUCUCAUAAUUUCCGCAAUGCUACCCGCAUAGUCCGGACACCACUACAGUUACCCAUUGGACCACACCAAGUUCUUCUCAAAAUCAUCUAUGCUGGUGUUAACGCAAGUGAUGUAAACUUCAGCUCAGGUCGUUACUUUAGCGGUGGCUCGCCCAAGCUUCCCUUUGAUGCUGGAUUUGAGGGAGUUGGACUAAUUGCAGCGGUGGGAGAAUCUGUUAAGAAUUUAGAAGUUGGGACUCCAGCUGCUGUUAUGACAUUUGGAGCAUAUGCUGAAUACAUGAUAGUUUCUGCUAAGCACGUGCUUCCUGUUCCAAGGCCAGAUCCAGAAGUUGUUGCCAUGCUUACUUCAGGAUUAACUGCUUUAACCGCCCUUGAAAAGGCAGGACAAAUGAAAUCAGAUGAAACAGUACUUGUGACUGCUGCUGCUGGAGGGACUGGGCAAUUUGCAGUCCAGCUUGCAAAGUUAGCCGGAAAUAAGGUGAUUGCUACUUGUGGAGGAUCAGAGAAGGCCAAGCUAUUAAAAGAGCUUGGGGUGGACCGAGUCAUUGAUUAUAAAGCCGAGGAUAUUAAGACGGUCCUGAAAAAGGAGUUUCCAAAGGGUGUGGAUAUCAUAUAUGAAUCAGUCGGUGGUAAAAUGUUUGAUCUGUGCUUGAAUGCUCUUGCUGUUUACGGACGACUCAUAGUGAUUGGAAUGAUCUCUCAGUAUCAAGGGGAGAAGGGAUGGCAGCCAGCUAACUAUCCAGGGCUGUGUGAGAAAAUUCUUGCUAAAAGCCAAACCGUGGCUGGUUUCUUUCUGGUGCAAUAUAGCCAACUCUGGAAACAAAAUCUUGACAAGUUAUUCAAUCUUUACUCCCUCGGAAAGCUUAAGGUUGGGAUUGAUCAGAAAAAGUUUAUAGGUCUAAACACUGUUUCAGACGCUGUUGAGUAUCUGCAUUCGGGUAAAAGCACCGGAAAGGUUGUCGUUUGCAUGGAUCCUACAUUUGAGCAGACAACGUCAAGGCUGUAAACGAAAACAUGGAAAAAUUCAAAUCCAGUUUGAGAUUCAGUAGUAGCUACAAAGUUGUUAAGCGUUACAUUUAAGUGUGGGGAAUAAGUUCUUUGAUCUCAUGUAGACUCUCCCGUUAAUAAGCUUUCAACUCGAUGGUCGUACGUUUGAGAGCAUUAUAUAUAGCAAAUUUGAUUCUCUUCCGUCUUUUAGAUGAUGAUGGUGAUUUACCUGAUUGGUUCCCUGAGCCUGCUAAAAGCUCUAUAUAACCUACAAAGUUGUAUUCUUCCACCUUUCAUAAGUUGUAACACAUUAUAUAAAACACAAGAAUAUAAAUGGAAUGGAAUCCUUGUAAA
Molecule: messenger RNA, 2405 nt
Organism: Brassica napus (rape)
Lineage: Eukaryota; Viridiplantae; Streptophyta; Magnoliopsida; Brassicales; Brassicaceae
Product: prostaglandin reductase-3
Exons: 18
Coding region: 181-2070 (629 amino acids)
Cellular component (GO): mitochondrion
Molecular function (GO): zinc ion binding; oxidoreductase activity
Source: RefSeq, a predicted model, not a curated record